Eucalyptus grandis is the source of this 651-nucleotide messenger RNA. RefSeq names its product F-box protein At5g62510-like. The record is from RefSeq and is a predicted model, not a curated record. Lineage: Eukaryota; Viridiplantae; Streptophyta; Magnoliopsida; Myrtales; Myrtaceae. The transcript has a single exon. Bases 1 to 651 code for a protein of 216 amino acids.
AUGAAGACGUGGGUUUCGAACAACCUCAACCAUGCGGGCGAAGUUAUCACGGCGAACAAGAUUCUGACGUUGGGAACCGAAUCGUGGAGGAAAAUCGAUAGCGGCCCUAUCGAUUUUCCCUGCGGAGGCAGCGUUUGCAUUAAUGGAAGCAUUCAUUUCCUCACGCUUGACUUGAUGAGCAACAAAAUAAUAGUGGCGUUCGAUGUCGAGACCGAGAAGUUUAGGACUUUAGCAUUGCCCGAUGGUGCCCCGAAUCAGGUGCAUAAGAUGAAGUUAAUAGCAUUUGGAGGCUGUCUGACGGUGUUGGACUAUGAGCAUCUUGAGGAUGAAAACACCAUUUCAAUGUAUGUACUAGAGGAUUACAAAAAUCGAGUUUGGAUGGAACGUCCAAUCGUGCUGCCCCGUAGUUGGAAAGAGGAUCCAAGUCGUUCAGAGCGGUUUCUCGUCGGUAGUGUCCGUGCCGGAGAUAUCUUGCUUGCUCCAAAGGUUACGGCUGGUGAAGUGUACUUCCUGUCUUAUGAUGUAGAGAAGGGGACUCUGAAGAAGGUUCAAGUCCAUGGUCUACCGCCGUCUCUAUUGAGAAGUCCUGUGAUCAUCGCUUGCGCACCCAUCGGAUAUGUGCAUAGCAUUUUGGCUUUGAGUGAGGUUUAG